Naegleria gruberi is the source of this 1062-nucleotide messenger RNA. RefSeq lists its product as uncharacterized. Gene Ontology annotation, molecular function: peptidase activity. The record is from RefSeq and is a predicted model, not a curated record. Bases 1 to 1062 code for a protein of 353 amino acids. Lineage: Eukaryota; Heterolobosea; Eutetramitea; Acrasida; Naegleriidae. The transcript is spliced from 3 exons.
AUGCCUAACACUGAUAGUCAUACAGAUGAUCACUCUGAAGAUUUAGAAUUAGGUAGUUUUGGUGGUGAUCACAUUUCCGAACCAUCAACAUUGGCACCUCAUCAGGAUUUAGUGAAUCAAAAAUUAGGACCUUGUCUUUAUUUUACUAUUAUUCCUCUUCUCUCCCUUCUUUUAAUUCCUCUAUUUUUUAAAUUAUCCUUUCAUGUAUUGUGGAGUGGUAUUUUAUCAGUAAUACCUGUCUUUUUAUUUGAAAUUAUUGCAUCUAUACUAUUAAUUUCAAUUAUGCACGGAUUGAAAAUUAUUACAGUGGAUUCAUCAUCAAUGAUACAAUCAGUUGAAACACAAUUAGAAAAUUUGAGUUUUGUGUGGAAAUUAUUAUUUGGUGUAUUACAAUCAUUCUUUGUUUCAUCUCUUGUUGAAGAAGUUGCAAAAGCUUUACUUGCUUUGAAAUUAACAAGUGGAGGAAGUUUCUUCUCAUCAUGUUUUAAACUUGAAAAUCAAACAGAGAAGUUAUUUUAUCAUUCUCAUUGUCAUCCACUUCCACCAAUGGUUUAUAGUGCUUUGGCGGCUCUUGGACUUUCUACAGUUGAAAAUAUUGGAUUUAUUCUAGUAGUUUGUUUAAAGAUUUAUAUUCUCACUUCUGGAGCUUCUCAACAAAUGGUAAUUUUACAAUUUGGAGCAAUGACAGUUAUUGGAAGAAUUUUACUUGCUCUUCCACUUCAUACAUUGAGCGGAUGUCUUGUAGGAUUAAGAAUUGCUCAAUACAAGAUACGUUUGGAAACUCAACAUUUAACUGAGGUUCCAAUAUUUAUUGAGAGUAGAUAUCAAGAUAGACAGGCAAAUGGAACUUCAACAUUGAGAAAAAUCUGGAUUAAUUUAUCUUUCUUCUGUUAUGUCAUUUAUCAACCACUAAUUUUCCAUGGAUUAUAUGAUUUUAUUUUAAUGAUAGAUUUACAUUUUACAUUAGUGACUCAAUCAAGAGAUCUUCAUGCCUUAGAGAUUAGUCAAAUUAUUACACAAUCAGAUGAAUCUGAGGAUGAGUUCUUUACAAGUACAAACUAA